Messenger RNA from Anolis sagrei ordinatus, 2029 nucleotides. The record is from RefSeq and is a predicted model, not a curated record. NCBI's taxonomy places the organism in Eukaryota, Metazoa, Chordata, Lepidosauria, Squamata, Anolidae.
UCUUACUGGCUGCCUCCCGUGGCCACGCCCCUUCCGGCUAUUUGUGCCUGCAUCUUCCUAAUGUAGUGCAUAUUGCUGCAGCUCUCUCAGGAGAAUCUGGAAUUGGUGGGAAAUCUUGCCAAAAUGAUGGGAGGGCAAGACUCUGUGCAACCCAACCUGGGAAAAGGCCCUCCUCUCAUUCAGGAUAAAUUUAAUGGGGUCUUUUGUGAAAGAACCAUGCAGAAAAGCAUGGGGGUGGAAAUGCUCCGUGUGGACAGACAGCAUCAGAGCUUCAGGCAGUUCUGCUACAAGGAGGUGGAGAGGCCCCGAGAACUUUGCAGUCAGCUCCAUGUUCUCUGCCGCCAGUGGCUCCAGCCAGAAAGACACACCAAGGCGGAGAUGCUGGACCUGGUGGUGCUGGAGCAGUUCGUGUCCGUUCUUCCUGCGGAGAUGGCGUGCUGGGUGAGGGAGUGCGGGGCGGAGAGCAGCGCCCAGGCCGUGGCCCUGGCAGAAGGAUUCCUCCUCAGCCAAGCAGAGGAACGCAGACAGAGCAAGGAGCAGCAGGACUUGUUUGUGGAACCAGUGACUGAGGCAGUGAAUUGUCUGUCUGAGAUCAAGUCUGAGAUCAUGCUGGAUAGUGACAGCUUCUCCACCACAUUGGGAGAAGGAACGAGCCCAUCUCUUGAUUUUGAUGCUCUUGGUGAAGCUUCAGUGGGGCUGGAUCAGGUGACCUUUGAGGAAGUGGCUGUGGAUUUCACGGAGGAGGAGUGGGCUCUGCUGGACGCAGACCAAAAGGCCCUUCAGAUGGAAGUCAUGGAAGAGAAUUUCAGGCUCUUAUUCUCUCUGGGUGGUGGUGGGCAGUUGGAGGAGAAUGACGGGGAGCCAAGUCGGCAGUUGUUCGAAAGCAUAAAAUGUAAACAGAUGGAAAGGAAAGAACGAAAUCCGGAUGUUCAUUGGAAGGGGAGCAAUUCCCAAACUGGAGAGGUCUCUGCAGUCUCAGUCUCAGAAAUAAUUCAAAGAGUCAUGGAAAGAAACGGAUGCCUGCUGUGUGGAAGAAGUUUCAGUUGUAAACAAAACCUUGAUUCUCACAUGAGGAUCCACACGGGAGAGAAGCCCUUUCAGUGCUCGGAGUGUGGAAAGAGGUUCAGUCGGAAGUCAAUCCUCAUGAGUCAUGGAAGAGUUCACACGAGGGAGAAACCUUUCGAAUGCUUGCAGUGUGGAAAGAGCUACAGUCGGAGGACGUACCUGGCGUGCCAUGAAAGAAUCCACACAGGAGAGAAACCAUUUCAGUGCUUGGAGUGUGGAAAGAACUUCAGGCACAAAGCGAACCUUACGUGCCACGAAAGAAGCCACACUGGAGAGAAACCAUUCAAAUGCUUGCAAUGCGGAAAGAGUUACAGCCGGAGGACGUACCUUACGUGUCAUGAAAGAAGCCACACCGGAGAGAAGCCAUUUAAAUGCUUGGAGUGUGGAAAGAGCUACAGUCGGAAGACGCAACUUACAUAUCACGAAAGAAUCCAUACAGGAGAGAAACCGUUUGCAUGCAUGCAUUGUGGGAAGGCUUUCAGUCAAAAGGCAUUCCUCAUUUCCCACCAAACGGUCCACACGGUGGAGAAACCAUUCCAGUGCUUGGAAUGCGGAAGAAGCUUCAGUCAGAAGACAACACUCCUUCGUCAUCAAAGAGUCCACACAGGAGAGAAACCCUUUCAGUGCUUGGAGUGUGGGAGAAGCUUCAGGCAGAAGGCCAAUCUCACUUGCCAUCAAAGAGUCCACACUGGGGAAAGGCCCUUUCAGUGUUUGGAGUGUGGAAGGCGCUUCAGUUUGAAGCUGAGCCUCACUUACCAUCAAAGAGUCCACACAGGAGAGAAACCAUACAAGUGCUUGAAGUGCGGGAAGAGUUUCCGCCACAAGGUGUCCCUCGUUUCUCAUCAUACGUGUCACACAGUGAAAGAAACGAUCAAAUAAUUGGAUUGUGGAAAGAGCUUCAGAUAGAAGACAGGCCUCGAUCGAUCAUUCCAAAAUGUUCAUGCAGGAGAAAAGCCAUUUCAUU